AUGAAUUCACAGGUAUGCGGCCCUCGCGGCUGUGGUCGGUCAGCUCUGUGCAGAGCCUUAUGCAUCGACGUGACACGCCACUUGGGCACUUUCAGUGUGAUUGUACACUGUCGCCUGCUUGCCCGCGAGGCAAUCCCGUCGACUCUGGUCUGGAGAGCCUUCGCUGCUGCGUUUGACGCAGCGGAGGCCAACGCCCCUGCCCUCCUGGUGCUGGAGGACUUGGAUGUCUUGUGUUUUUCGGGGGAGGAAGUGGGCGGAGGACCUACUGUUGCUGAAGCACGAGGGGGAGCCAUUGCUGCGUACUUGCUUGACCUGAUCACUCGCGUAUCGCAUGGUGUCGGUGGGAUGGGUCCGUGUGGGUUGGAGUGGUCCAGGGAAAGUAGCAUGGAAGGAUUUGCACGGCGUGUGCUGACUCUGGCAACGGUAGUGGAUGCCUCAUCUCUACACCCUCUUCUCUCUCAGCCGUCGCUUUUCGGUAGUUCGAAGCUACGUGUGCACUGCGACACUUCGACAGUUGGCGCUCGCUUACAAUUGCUACGGGCCCUGUUGAAGUUCGCUUUGGCUAGAUCUGUAGUCACAUCCGUCGACGGCGCCAGUCCCCUCCUACGAGAUUCGCCUCUGGACAACGGGUUGCCCCUCCUGCUUGACGAUGCGCUAAUGACAGAUGAAGGGGAUUUCUGGGAAAUCGCAAACCAGCUUGAAGGAUACAGCCUGGCCGACCUCCAAGCAGUGGUGACCCGUGCCGUCGGAGAGAGCCUCCUGGGGUUUCCCCGGGAUUCUUCAAGGAAUGUCAAACCCUCAGCAGUCAUUCACGCAUCCCAUUUCUGCAAGGCUCUUAAGGAUGUGGUUCCACGGGCAACAGAGUCGCAUUCCUUUAUUCAGCCAGAUUUGCGCUACUCUCAUGUUGGCGGCUUGCACACGCCAAAGGAAGAACUGUACGAUCUGCUGACUUUGCAACGCACAUACCCCUCCUUAGUGAACGCCGCUGGCAUCUCAAUGCAUCAAGGGAUCAUCCUUGUUGGACCCCCUGGAUGCGGAAAGACCCACCUCGCUGUCGCUGCAGUGGGAGAAGCAGGGAUUCGUUGCAUUCAUGUCAAGGGUCCAGAGCUGCUUGGCAAGUUUAUUGGGUCAAGUGAGGCAGCAGUGAGGGACGUGUUCCAGAAAGCACGAGCGGCGAAACCGUGCGCAAUUUUAUUCGAUGAAAUCGAAGCGUUGGCCACAAAGCGUGGAGGCGAUACUACAGGCGUAACGGACAGAGUCGUCAAUCAGCUCUUGUGCUACUUGGACGGCAUCGAGGCGCGCGAAGGUGUUUUCGUAAUUGCUACGACAUCUCGACCUGACCUUGUGGACUCCGCUUUGCUUCGCCCAGGACGCUUUGAAAAGGUGUGCUUUUGUGGACUUCCUAUUUCGAUUGUUGAGAAAACGGAGAUCUUGGCUGUAGCCCUCCAAUCUCUUAACUGUCGUAUUGCGUUCGACGUUGACACUGUGGGGCCGUCGGUUCCCUGGACCUUCACCCCGGCAGAUAUUCAGGCAGCUGUUAACCAAGCGCAGCUUUUUGCGAUCCGGGAAACACUUGCCAGCACGGCAUCUGAGUGGAGCGUGAGUGACUCUGAACAAGUGACGAUAACCGAGGAACAGGUCAUGAAUGCGUUGCACAGCUUCAAGCCAUCUCUAAGCUUGCAGGAACUGCAGCGUUACCACCGGCAUUGUCUUCCCUAUUUAAACAAAACAUACCGAGGGCGGAUUGAGUCAAUCGAACAUUUAAUCGUCUCACAUAUUUCCCAGAAGAGUUUAUUUGACGAUAGCAUCUGUCCCGGCAAAGAGAGAGGCAGCAAGCUUUCAACGGAAUCUCCAGAAGCGUUGUCUAACUGCCGACGCUAUAGAAAGCAUGGCAGUGAUCUGCUGGAGAAAGACAGCAGCAGUUCAAAUUCCUACGAUUCCAUAGGAUUUGAGCCGAGCUUGAUCUCGGUAUCGCCCUUGAAAGCACAUCGUACACAUCUGCAUCCAAAGGACUUCAGCACGUGCAUUAGUGAUGGGGGGUCUGCAGAAAGCACCAGUCCCCAGACGAUUGACAAUGCGCCAAAGCACGAUGCAGACACCAAGAACUGUUCCAAUGCGCCAAGUGACCCCAAGAAAGCGCAGCGGCUCAAGAAAAGUCUUUUACAGUUAGCGGGUAGCAGGGUUGCAUUGGCUUGA
Messenger RNA from Eimeria tenella, 2196 nucleotides. Its product is annotated as peroxisome biogenesis factor 1, putative. NCBI's taxonomy places the organism in Eukaryota, Apicomplexa, Conoidasida, Eucoccidiorida, Eimeriidae. The coding region runs from base 1 to 2196 and encodes 731 amino acids. Gene Ontology annotation, biological process: protein import into peroxisome matrix. The transcript is spliced from 14 exons. Gene Ontology annotation, molecular function: ATP binding; ATP hydrolysis activity. The record is from RefSeq and is a predicted model, not a curated record. Gene Ontology annotation, cellular component: cytosol; peroxisomal membrane.